Molecule: messenger RNA, 783 nt
Organism: Saccoglossus kowalevskii
Lineage: Eukaryota; Metazoa; Hemichordata; Enteropneusta; Harrimaniidae
Source: RefSeq, a predicted model, not a curated record
AUGACGUCAGACAAAGUAACAGACAUCGAAGACGUGGUCAAAACCUGGACGGCAGAUUAUGUCCAAAAGUUCUCGGACAAAGAUGUAAGAAAAUUAGCGGACCUUGACGACAUCUUGUCAACCGACAUCAAUUUAAAGCGUCUGAGGGUGGUUCAUGAGAAACCUCGAUAUAAAACGGAAGGUCCGUGUGGUGAAUUGCCGUCUGGAUACGUACUUUUUAAAACGUCCUUCACCAACAACACCGAAAAGGAACAAGAAAAUAUACUAAAGACUGAAAGAAGAACGCGUUCCAGUUGUUCUAUCUCCAUCGAGAAAGGAUUCACGAUCGGAGGCUCAAUAGGAGUGAAUCUUUCGCCUCCAAAUCCCGUGAUACAAGCUAACGCGGGAUUCAGUCGAGAGCUGUCGCUCAACAGAAUGGAGGAACAUACUCUAGAAGAGGAACUAGUGUGGACUGUUGAUACGAAAAUUACCAUCCCCCCACAGACCGAAACAACGGCUGAGUUGAUAAUCAAAGAAGAAGAGUAUAACGGACAUUUUGUCGUGGAAACCAAAUUUGAAGGUCAGAUUCAGGUUACUGUACGAAACAAAAAGGACAGAAAUAAUGUUUUGACGAUCAUCACGGGAAAUGUCAACGACAUUUUAACUCCACAGUACGGAUUUUAUACCAAAUCUGACAACAAGAAAUUGGUAUGCUUCGCAACAGAAGGAAUGUGUCGAUGUCGAUACGGCAUCCAGCAGACAGUCACUCUAAAACAGAAAGCUUUGGAUUUGGAGAAAUCUUAA